CGUCCUCAUGGCGCAGGUGGCUUUGUGCUUUGUCCUAAGCCAGGAUGGCGGCCCAGGUGACCCUGGAGGAUGCGCUGUCCAAUGUGGACCUCCUGGAAGAGCUGCCUCUGCCCGACCAGCAGCCCUGCAUCGAGCCCCCACCAUCCUCACUGCUCUACCAGCCAAAUUUCAACACUAAUUUUGAAGACAGAAAUGCAUUUGUCACCGGCAUUGCAAGAUACAUUGAACAGGCGACCAUCCAUUCUAGCAUGAAUGAGAUGCUGGAGGAAGGCCAAGAAUACGCUGUCAUGCUGUACACCUGGAGGAGCUGCUCCCGGGCCAUCCCGCAGGUGAAAUGUAACGAACAGCCUAAUAGAGUGGAAAUUUAUGAGAAAACUGUGGAGGUCCUUGAGCCUGAGGUCACAAAACUGAUGAAUUUUAUGUACUUCCAGAGAAACGCCAUCGAGCGCUUCUGUGGGGAGGUGAGGCGCCUGUGCCACGCGGAGAGGAGGAAGGACUUCGUGUCGGAGGCCUACCUCAUCACCCUGGGCAAGUUCAUCAACAUGUUCGCUGUGUUGGACGAGCUGAAGAACAUGAAAUGCAGCGUCAAGAACGACCACUCCGCCUACAAGAGGGCUGCUCAGUUUUUACGUAAAAUGGCAGACCCACAGUCCAUCCAGGAAUCACAGAACCUGUCCAUGUUCCUGGCCAACCACAACAAGAUCACACAAUCUCUGCAGCAGCAGCUCGAAGUGAUUUCUGGCUAUGAAGAGCUCUUAGCGGACAUCGUGAACCUGUGUGUGGAUUACUACGAGAACAGGAUGUAUCUGACGCCCAGUGAGAAACACAUGCUUCUCAAAGUCAUGGGCUUUGGCCUGUACUUGAUGGAUGGUAGUGUCAGCAACAUUUAUAAACUAGAUGCCAAGAAAAGAAUAAACUUAUCCAAAAUCGACAAGUACUUCAAGCAGCUCCAGGUGGUUCCGCUGUUCGGGGACAUGCAAAUAGAGCUGGCGAGAUACAUCAAGACCAGCGCCCACUACGAGGAAAAUAAAUCUCGGUGGACGUGCACGUCCUCCAGCAGCAGCCCGCAGUACAACAUCUGCGAGCAGAUGGUCCAGAUCCGGGAGGACCACAUGCGCUUCAUCUCGGAGCUGGCGCGCUACAGCAACAGCGAGGUGGUCACGGGCUCCGGCCGCCAGGAGGCGCAGAAGACGGACGCCGAGUACCGGAAGCUCUUCGACCUGGCGCUGCAGGGCCUGCAGCUGCUGUCCCAGUGGAGCGCUCACGUGAUGGAAGUGUAUUCUUGGAAGCUCGUGCACCCCACUGACAAGUACUCCAACAAGGACUGCCCCGACAACGCCGAGGAGUACGAGCGCGCCACCCGCUACAACUACACCAGCGAGGAGAAGUUCGCCCUGGUGGAGGUCAUCGCCAUGAUCAAAGGCUUGCAGGUGCUGAUGGGCAGGAUGGAGAGCGUGUUCAACCACGCCAUCCGCCACACCAUCUACGCCGCGCUGCAGGACUUCUCCCAGGUCACCCUGAGGGAGCCGCUCAGGCAGGCCAUCAAGAAGAAGAAGAACGUCAUCCAGAGUGUCCUGCAGGCCAUUAGGAAGACCGUGUGCGACUGGGAGACAGGGCACGAGCCCUUCAACGACCCGGCCCUGCGGGGCGAGAAGGACCCCAAGAGCGGCUUCGACAUCAAAGUGCCGCGGCGCGCCGUGGGACCCUCCAGCACCCAGCUUUACAUGGUGAGAACCAUGCUAGAGUCCCUCAUAGCAGACAAAAGUGGUUCCAAGAAAACCUUGAGAAGUAGCCUGGAGGGGCCCACCAUAUUGGACAUAGAAAAAUUUCAUCGAGAGUCAUUCUUCUACACCCACUUGAUAAAUUUCAGUGAGACGCUCCAGCAGUGCUGUGACCUUUCGCAGCUGUGGUUCCGAGAGUUCUUCCUGGAGCUGACGAUGGGCAGGAGGAUCCAGUUCCCCAUCGAGAUGUCCAUGCCCUGGAUCCUGACAGACCAUAUCCUGGAGACCAAAGAGGCCUCGAUGAUGGAGUACGUCCUCUACUCGCUGGACCUGUACAACGACAGCGCCCACUACGCCCUCACCAAGUUCAACAAGCAGUUCCUCUAUGAUGAAAUCGAGGCAGAGGUGAAUCUAUGCUUUGACCAAUUUGUUUAUAAGCUGGCGGACCAGAUAUUUGCCUAUUAUAAGGUUAUGGCGGGAAGUUUGCUUCUUGAUAAACGGUUACGGUCCGAAUGCAAGAAUCAAGGGGCGACAAUCCAUCUCCCGCCGUCCAACCGCUACGAGACGCUGCUCAAGCAGAGACACGUGCAGCUCCUGGGCAGGUCCAUAGACCUCAAUCGUCUGAUUACACAGCGCGUCUCGGCCGCCAUGUACAAGUCCCUGGAACUGGCAAUUGGGCGAUUUGAGAGUGAAGACCUGACAUCAAUAGUUGAGCUAGAUGGCCUCCUGGAAAUCAACCGCAUGACCCACAAGCUGCUGAGCAGGUACCUGACUCUGGACAGCUUCGACGCCAUGUUCCGGGAGGCCAACCACAACGUGUCGGCGCCCUACGGCAGAAUCACCCUCCACGUCUUCUGGGAGCUCAACUAUGACUUCCUGCCCAACUACUGCUACAACGGCUCCACCAACCGAUUUGUUCGGACAGUAUUACCAUUUUCUCAAGAAUUUCAAAGAGAUAAACAGCCAAAUGCACAACCCCAGUAUUUGCACGGAUCAAAGGCUUUGAACCUGGCCUACUCGAGCAUUUAUGGCAGCUACCGCAACUUCGUGGGGCCCCCGCACUUCCAGGUCAUCUGCCGGCUGCUGGGCUACCAGGGCAUCGCGGUGGUCAUGGAGGAGCUGCUGAAGGUGGUCAAGAGCCUGCUGCAAGGCACGAUCCUGCAGUACGUGAAGACGCUGAUGGAGGUGAUGCCCAAGGUCUGCCGGCUGCCUCGGCACGAGUACGGCUCCCCCGGCAUCCUGGAGUUCUUCCACCACCAGUUGAAGGACAUCGUUGAGUACGCGGAGCUGAAGACAGUGUGCUUCCAGAACCUGCGGGAGGUGGGCAACGCCGUCCUCUUCUGCCUGCUCAUCGAGCAGAGCCUGUCUUUAGAAGAAGUCUGUGACCUGCUGCACGCAGCCCCUUUCCAGAACAUCUUGCCGAGAGUCCACGUGAAAGAGGGAGAGAGACUUGAUGCCAAAAUGAAAAGGCUAGAAUCCAAGUACGCCCCACUGCAUCUGGUCCCUCUGAUUGAAAGACUGGGAACCCCUCAGCAAAUUGCAAUAGCGAGAGAGGGGGACUUGCUGACAAAGGAGCGUCUCUGCUGCGGCCUGUCCAUGUUCGAAGUCAUCCUGACUCGGAUCCGGACCUUUCUGGACGACCCCAUCUGGCGUGGGCCGCUGCCCAGCAACGGGGUCAUGCACGUGGAUGACUGCGUUGAGUUCCACAGACUGUGGAGUGCCAUGCAGUUUGUCUACUGCAUUCCCGUGGGGACCCACGAGUUCACCGUCGAGCAGUGUUUCGGCGACGGGCUCCACUGGGCCGGCUGCAUGAUCAUCGUGCUGCUCGGGCAGCAGCGGCGCUUCGCCGUGCUGGAUUUCUGCUACCAUCUCCUCAAAGUCCAGAAACACGACGGCAAAGAUGAAAUUAUCAAAAACGUGCCUCUGAAGAAGAUGGUGGAGAGAAUUCGCAAGUUCCAGAUUCUCAAUGACGAGAUAAUCACCAUCUUGGACAAGUACUUGAAGUCGGGCGACGGCGAGAACACGCCGGUGGAGCACGUUCGCUGCUUCCAGCCACCCAUCCACCAGUCCCUGGCCAGCAGCUGA
This is a messenger RNA of Vicugna pacos (alpaca), 3806 nucleotides long. NCBI's taxonomy places the organism in Eukaryota, Metazoa, Chordata, Mammalia, Artiodactyla, Camelidae. The record is from RefSeq and is a predicted model, not a curated record.